AUGUCGUUCUGCUGGGGUAUGAAUGCGGAAGCAGACGACUCGAUCGCCAAGCGGAUCUGUUGGCUGCUGACUGAGUGCUGCUUGAGCGCCCACCAGCCGGCCCAGGCGCUGGAGGCCAUCAAGUUCAUCGAAUCCAAGUUCACCGCCAAGCCGGAGGACGCCAGGAAGAAGGACGGCACGCUGACCAGUCUGGCGCUCCGCGUGCAUCGCUACCGGCUGCGCGCCUUCCUGCAGCUGCACAACAUGUCGGCGAAGGCCGCGCCCAGCCGUCACGCCCGUCCCUGUCCGCAGAGGCCGACAGCCAAGGAGCUGUUGCGGCUGCCGUUCAUCCGGAAGGCCAAGAAGACUUCGUACCUGAUCGACUUGAUUGACCGGCACAAGAAGUACAAGAUGACCAAGCAGGACGACUCAGACAGCAGCGAGGAGACCGACUCGGAGGGGUCGCGGAACGACUCCGACCUGGACGAGCCGUGGGUGCCGACCAUCCGCGGCCCGUCGUCGGGCCGCCGCCAGACCGAGCUGGACACGAGCGUCGACAACGGCGGCAAGGCCGACCGCGACAUCGACAGCAUGAACCACAACAACCGGAUACCGCCCCAGGUCAUCACGCAGCUGCAGAACGGCUCGGCGCUGCCGGACGUCUCGCCGCUGACGACACCGACGCCGCGGUCUCCGGAGAAGGAGACGCCGCCGCCGCGCAGUCCGACGCGGCCUACCACGUCGCUCCAGCGGCGACACCGGAACAGCUACCGGGCGCGCGACUCGUCCUCGCUGGCGCAACGCACUGACGCCAUCGACGAGCUGCGCAACGCCUUCGAGCUGGCCGAGCGCAGCGCGCCCGGCAUCAGCGACCAGUUCGUGCAGCAGCUGAUGGUCAAGCUGGUGCCGAGCAUGGGAGAACAGCGCCAGGCCUAG
Molecule: messenger RNA, 915 nt
Organism: Pollicipes pollicipes
Lineage: Eukaryota; Metazoa; Arthropoda; Thecostraca; Pollicipedomorpha; Pollicipedidae
Product: serine/threonine-protein kinase 24
Exons: 10
Coding region: 1-915 (304 amino acids)
Source: RefSeq, a predicted model, not a curated record